This is a messenger RNA of Acanthamoeba castellanii str. Neff, 1371 nucleotides long. RefSeq lists its product as uncharacterized. The record is from RefSeq and is a predicted model, not a curated record. The transcript has 6 exons. Lineage: Eukaryota; Discosea; Longamoebia; Acanthamoebidae. Bases 1 to 1371 code for a protein of 456 amino acids.
AUGGCCACCAGCACUACUACUCCCCUUGCAAAGGCUGCUGAGGCGCUACGCUGUCGUUUCACCGACCUGGCGGGCCUCUACGUCUACCCCGGGGGAAGCCAGCACCGCAUCGACUCCCUGUGGUGGUGGGUCAAGUUCGUCUACGACCACUCCACCCUGCGCCCCGCCGAGGGCGGCGCGCUCAAGCGCGUCUUUUCCCUCAGCGAGGGCCACAAGAGCAAUCGCGCCGCUUGGGGCAAGAGCAAAGCCUACCUCUUCGCCCUCGCCUACAAGGCACGUCGUGAGUGUUACACGGCGCAUUGGAGGGCUUGCGCCGAGAGACAGCCGCAGCCGCAGCAACAAGAGGGGUCGACCGACCCCCAGGCCGCACCGGUGCUGGUGAAGCCGGACCCGGAGGACCAGCUGCUGGCGUGGCUUGACCUGCUCCUCCUCAUCGCCUGGAAGCACAUGUCGACUCAAACAGCCAAGUCGAGAAAGGGGUGGUUGGCCUUCCCCUUUGUCACCCUCAAGCGCGCCACCACCGACGAGUCCGACCCAGCCGCCGCCGUCUUCAGCGACUACGAGUACCUGGGCCUCACCACUGUCGAGGAAGCGAACGGUUGGCAGCUGGAGUGGACGGAGGAGGGCGAGAAGGCCUUCCAGCACUGGAGCGCGCGCGAGGACGAGAUCAAGGCCCUGGGCUCGCUGCGCCGCCGGCUGAUCGACGACCGCGCCGAGGCCGCCCUCGCCGACGCUCGCAAGGCGCUCGACACCGCCAUCGGACGCGGGCGGGCGCGGCCAACCCGGCAGAGCAAGGCCACAGUGAUCGACCUCACCGCCGAAACGGUGGUGAAGCUGAGCGCGGAGGUGGGGGCGCUGAGGGAGGAGCUGAGCAAGCUGCUCGCGGAGACCAAGAAGCAGAAGAAGAAGCGACUGCGCGUAAAGAAGGAGAAAAAGGAGAAGAAGAAGAAGAGGAAGAAGGAGGAGAAGGAGAAGGAGGCCACAGAGAAUGAAGAGAGCGACGACGAUCGCAGCGGUGAUGACAAUGAAGACGACGACGGCGACGAUGAUGAUGAGAUCGAGGACGAAGGGGACGACCAAAGCCAGACAACACUCUCGAGGAAGAGGAAGCGCCAAGAGGAAGAAGAGAAAGAGAAGAAAGAGAAGAGCAAGAAGAAGAAGAAGAAGAGCAACAACAAGAAGAAGGCGAAGAAGAGGCGAACAGGUGAUGAAGGAGAAGAAGAAAAGAAGGAGGAGGAGAAGAUGGCUGAGCCAGAGGAACAAGACGACGACGGCGACGAUGGUGAAGAGCGCCACAGUUUGGUGCGUCGCCGCAAGCGUCGGGCCAGGAGCCUCUUCGAGAUGCGUGCCGGCAGCUGCACGCAGAGUUGA